AUGAUUGCUGUUCUCCCCGGCCAGCCCCCAUCAAGGCUACAAGGUGUAACAACGGGUUUCUGGGACGGGCGUCAUCAAAAUGCAUACAUAACCGGAAGUGCCUUUACAAUAAUCGAUGGGGCAUGCCGGAUACUGCAAACGGUGUAUGAUGACGAUAGCGAGCAACGUCUCGAUGCGAUUGUUCUUGAUGAAGCAUCCGGAAAGAUUGCGACGUGCACAGCAUUGCAGGUCCGCAUAUACCAGCCGCUUCCCCUACAAGAUGACAAUAUUAAGUGGGCGCAACAAUCGUGUUUCGACAUUCCAGACCCUGGUUCGACGACCGUAUGUGCACUUUCCUGGGGUGGCUCGGAGGAACUUCUAGUCGCCUCCACUUCGUUAUCACUCUUUACGACGGCCGGUUCUCCUGUAAAUAUAUGGCGGAAACAACUACCCAACCCGACCAAGUCUGCCACGAUCUCGCAUGAUUCCGCGUACAUCGCCUCUAUUGGGCACCACGAUUGCCUAGCGAAAAUCUGGAGGCGAUUGGUAUAUGGUGCAGAUGAGGUUCGGUUCGAUGUGACGUACCUCCGCCAUCCUGACAUUGUUGUAUCCGUAAGAUGGCGUAGGCCGUACCACCCAGAGCAGUCAGCGGACCAUGUCCUGUACACCGCCUGUCUCGACAGCUCAAUCCGCGUUUGGAUUCCCACCGAGGCGACGGAUGGCAGACACUGGCAACUCUUGGGCCGAGUUGAUCUGAGGGAAUCUAGUGUGGACAAGCCAAUACGCUGUUCUCCUCCACUAGUGUUUAUCGUCGACGGCCGCGACUUUACUACAGCCGUAGAAAGAGUCAUCAAAGAUCGAACGGCGGACGACGACAGUACAAAUAAUGCUGCUCUAGAUCAUCUUGUUGCUAUUGCAAAUAGGAACCCGGAGAUAUGCAUUAGUAUCGAUAAGAGGGGUACCAUGUCUGCUUGGGCACUGGAGAAUGUUGGGAACAACAAACCUGAACAAUUCAAGGUAUUCACCAUUGCACAGAUACCUUUGCCACAUUUUGAUGUCAUGAGCGAGUUCCUGAAAACCCAAGCCGGGGGACAUACCGAAGCUCACAACUACUGUGACAGGCGAAAUGGAAAACUUAAUAUAGUCCUGCAUUCGUUUGAUGGCAAGAUCGGAAUUUUUGCGGGCGACAUUGCUAACCUAUUGGAUCCCAAUGACAACAAUCAGCGUCUCAGCCUCCAAACUGUCUGGACUGGACACACUGCACCGGUAAAAAAGAUUUUGCGUAACGUCAGCGGACAUGCUGUAGUUUCACGAACCCGUGAAGGAGAAUGUGUUCUAUGGAACCAUUCUACCCUUGACAGCGAACGGGUAGAUCAAACGCUUAUCCGAAAAUCUGUCAUACCCGAAACAGAAGAGAUACUUCGCAUCUGCGUCUUGCGCAAGGGGCGUUUCGUUGUCCUCUUACGUCCGAAGGCCAUAGUCCUCUGGGAUUGCCGUGGUACAUCUGCAUCGGUGCUUGCGAAAUGUUCCUAUGAGACUUGUGAAUCGCCGCUGUGUCUCAUAGUAUUACCGCGGCCACAGACUACAGAUUACAAGCUGGCUUACAUUGCCACGAUAACAUCCAGUGGGCAUGGGGUCGUGUGGGAGAUACAGCUCCCUCCCUAUCUGAGUAACGUCGGUUCGAACGAGAGAGCAGCAGUGCUCACUGAAUUUUGUCGGUUCCAAUUGACCACAGCAGACGAGUUGAAGUACGUUCUUCCGGUGGACCCCGCUGGAGCAGCUCCUGCCACGUCUGGGUUUUUAGACAUAUUCGCUCGCGAUGUGGCUAUUUCCUAUACCCAUGCUGGGAGAGUCGACUUCUGGGCGGCACGGGUCAACCAUGAAAGCCGGACCGUGGAUUGGUUGUCAACUUCUUGCACCGAAACGGGGCUUCUUGACCCAGCCCUGGCAAGUGGUAGUAUGCUUAAAAAGGCGGCGUUGGUCAACUCUACUAGGUCACAGCUCACUAUAUGGGACAUCGGUGGCUCGCGUCUCGAGUAUGACAUGGAUUAUAAGGCACACCAAAGCAUCCAAGAUCUUGAUUGGACCUCUACUCCUGAUGCGCAGGCUAUUUUGGCUGUUGGUUUUCAACACCGUGUGUUGUUACUAUCUCAAAUGAGAUUCGACUACUUGAAUAAAGGGCCGGCAUGGGCACCAAUUCAUGAGAUCAACAUUCGUGAUCUUACAGCACAUCCUAUUGGGGACUCUACCUGGCUUGCUGACGGUCACCUCGUUAUUGGCGCUGGAAAUCAGCUUUUCGUCCAUGACCGACGUCUAGACACAGGAGAGUCCUCUAUCUCAAGCCUUGGUCACCUGAACAAAGAUGAUCGUAAGGAUUUGUUCGAAGUGGUGCAGAGAUUCAACGGACCAAUUCCCAUAUUUCACCCACAGUUCCUAAGCCAGUGUAUCCUGUCGGGCAAAGGCCAUCUCGUACGUCGGAUCCUAGUGACACUACACAAGACGCUAAGAUACUUAAUUCCCGGUGACACUAUGGACGAUUACUUGGGCCUUCCAUUGUCAGAAUUCUACAGUGCAAAUGUGUCCCAACCUAGUUCGUUCAGCAAAGCCAUGGGAGCUUCGUUCGUGGAUGGCGACGGUUCUGAGGAGGAAGAUGCCUUUUCUGAGCAGACAGCGACACUAAUAAACGAUAGAUUGACGAAACUUAGAAUUCCCCAACUUUCAGGACACGAACAAAUCCAGCUCGCAGACAUUGUCGAGUGCGUGGCGUUGGUCGAAAGCCACCGACGUUCUAUGGAUGAGAAUGCUGCUAGAUUCAUGUUGUUCUAUCGACAGCAUGCACUUCGCAAAGGCCGAGUGACCGAGAUGCAGCUUUCCUGGAGAGAAAUAAACUGGGCAUUUCACUCUGGCAGCCAGGACAUACUCCUGGAUUUCGUCUCUCGUCAAAAUCAUGGGGCGAUGUUGUGGGAACAGGCUCGCGAAUGUGGAGUUUUCAUGUGGCUCUCCGAUUUGACUGCGUUGCGCGAGCACUUUGAAGCAGUAGCAAGAAAUGAGUACACCAAGAGCGAACUGAAGGACCCUGUGGAUUGCAGCUUGUUUUACCUCGCUCUGCGGAAGAAGGCAGUGUUGCAGGGGUUGUGGCGGAUGGCCAGUUCGAACAAGGAACAAGCGGCUACUCAAAAAUUACUCGCAAAUAAUUUUGACGAUCCGAGAUGGCGAAGGACAGCGUUGAAGAAUGCCUAUGCGUUGCUCAGCAAGCGGCGCUUCCACUACGCGGCAGCUUUCUUCUUGCUUGCUGACCGCCUCGAGGACGCUGUUGAGGUCUGCCUUCGACGCAUGAAGGAUUUGCAACUUGCCAUCGCCAUUAGUCGCGUUUACGAAGGCGACAGUGGACCAACACUACGAAAGCUCAUACAGGACGAAGUCCUCCUUCUUGCCGCACAAGAGGGUAAUCGAUGGCUUGCAUCUUGGGGCUUCUGGAUGCUUGGCCGUAAAGAUAUGGCUGUCAGAGCGUUAAUCAUGCCGGUCUUUGCGCUUCUCGAAACUCCCUGCUCACCAGACAUCAAGUCUCGCCUGUUCUUGACUGACGACCCUGCUCUUGUGGUUUUGUACUCGCAGUUACGUCAGAGAACUUUGCAGACGCUUCGAGGUGCCUCCAAGAUAACACCAAAAGUAGAGUGGGAGUUUGUGCUUCACAGCGCUAAACUAUACGACCGAAUGGGCUGUGACCUUCUCGGACUAGAUCUUGUUCGUAACUGGGAAUUCCAGCAACCUGUAGCUACCGGCUUUGGCGGUGAAGUAAAUCCCUUGAAGCUGUUGCGACGGAGAAGUUCCCUAGUAGUAGAUGAUCUUUCAGCAACAAGGCGCAGCCUAGGUUUAGAAAGGGCUAGUGACACGACGAAGCACUCUCCGUCGAAGCCAUCAACGUCGGUAUUUGUGGAACCUGAUGCUUCAUCGCUCCUUGACAGUUUUGGACUGUAA
Pochonia chlamydosporia 170 is the source of this 3957-nucleotide messenger RNA. RefSeq names its product WD repeat protein. Gene Ontology annotation, molecular function: protein binding. Gene Ontology annotation, biological process: vacuolar acidification. The coding region runs from base 1 to 3957 and encodes 1318 amino acids. The transcript is spliced from 8 exons. The record is from RefSeq and is a predicted model, not a curated record. Gene Ontology annotation, cellular component: RAVE complex. Lineage: Eukaryota; Fungi; Ascomycota; Sordariomycetes; Hypocreales; Clavicipitaceae.